Molecule: messenger RNA, 2332 nt
Organism: Scophthalmus maximus (turbot)
Lineage: Eukaryota; Metazoa; Chordata; Actinopteri; Pleuronectiformes; Scophthalmidae
Gene: thop1
Product: thimet oligopeptidase 1
Exons: 14
Coding region: 141-2198 (685 amino acids)
Biological process (GO): proteolysis; peptide metabolic process
Cellular component (GO): mitochondrial intermembrane space
Molecular function (GO): metalloendopeptidase activity
Source: RefSeq, a predicted model, not a curated record
UCUGUAAGUUUGAAGGCUGUUGAUCGGUUUUAUUUUGAAAAGUGUGAGCGGAAGUUGUUCUUUGCUCUAGUAGCGGCUCUCACGGUGCAGCACCGACAGUGACACCGACUCUUCUCGAACCUGCACAGUGUCAGUGAACGAUGGGACCGACAGGUGAGGUGGUGCUUGGCAGCCCGGCGCCGGUCUGCUCCGAGAACCGGCUGCGAUGGGACCUGGACCCCGAGCAGAUCCAGCAGCUCUCCGACGAGCUCAUCGCCAACACCAAGAAGGUGUACGACCAGGUGGGGGCGCUGGACCUGGACAGCGUCGCCUUCGACAACGUGCUGAAGGCGCUCGCCGACGUGGAGGUGGAGUACACGGUCCAGAGGAACAUGUUGGACUUCCCGCAGCACGUGUCUCCCUGUAAGGAAGUGCGAGCGGCGAGCACCGAGGCCGACAAGCGUCUGUCGGAGUUCGACGUGGAGAUGAGCAUGAGGGAGGACGUAUACCUGAGGAUCGUCGCCCUGGAGCAGAAGGUGGAGGAUCAGAGUCUCUCUUCAGAGUCCAGACGUUUCAUGGAGCGACUGAUCAAACUGGGGAGGAGGAACGGUCUCCACCUGCCGACAGAGACGCAGCAGGAGAUCAAAACCAUCAAGAAGAAGUUGAGCAACUUGUGUAUCGACUUCAACAAGAACCUGAACGAGGACACGACCAGUCUGUCGUUCAGCAGAGACGAGCUGGGCGGCCUCCCCGAGGACUUCCUCAGCUCCCUGGAGAGUGACGGCGACAAGUUGAAGGUCACUCUGAAGUAUCCUCACUACUUCCCCACCAUGAAGAAGUGCUUCGUCCCAGAGACCCGCAGGAAGCUGGAGGAGGCGUUCAACUCCCGCUGCAGAGAGGAGAACUCUGUGAUCCUGAAGGAGCUGGUGGAGCUCCGAGCCCAGAAGAGUUCUCUGCUCGGCUUCAGCACGCACGCCGACUUCAUCCUGGAGAUGAACAUGGCCAAGUCCGGGAAGAAGGUGGCCGGUUUCCUGGAGGAGCUGGCUCGACGGCUGAAGCCCCUGGGCGAGGAAGAGCGAGUGGUCAUCCUCAAACUGAAGGAGACGGAGUGUAAGAAAAGAGGCCUGCCCUUCAACGGAGAGCUGCACGCCUGGGACACCCGCUACUUCAUGACCCAGGUGGAGGAGACCCAGUAUGCGGUGGACCAGAACCUGUUGAAGGAGUACUUCCCGAUGGAGGUGGUGACCCGGGGGCUGCUCGACAUCUACCAGGAUCUUCUGGGUCUGAGCUUCCAGCUGGUGGACGGAGCGGCCGUGUGGCAUCCGGACGUCAGUCUGUACAGUGUGACGGACAGAGGCAGUGGACGGGUCGUGGGACAGUUCUACCUGGACCUGCACCCCAGGGAGGGGAAGUACGGACACGCCGCCUGCUUCGGCCUGCAGCCCGGCUGCCUGCUGCCUGACGCCACGCGGCAGAUGUCAGUGGCGGCCAUGGUGGCCAACUUCAGCAAACCUACGGCCGACGCUCCGUCUCUGCUGCAGCACGACGAGGUGGAGACGUACUUCCACGAGUUUGGACACGUCAUGCACCAGCUCUGUGCCGAGGCGGACUACGCCAUGUUCAGCGGGACCCACGUGGAGCAAGACUUCGUGGAGGCUCCGUCCCAGAUGCUGGAGAACUGGGUCUGGGAGAAGGAGCCUCUGCAGCGGAUGUCCAGACACUACAAGACGGGCAGCGGCAUCCCGGAGGACCUGCUCGACAAGCUCAUUAAGUCCCGGCUCGCCAACACCGGUCUGUUCAACCUGCGGCAGAUUGUCUUGGCCAAAGUGGACCAGGCUCUUCACACCAGAACAGGCCUGGACGCCGCCGAGGAGUACGGACGCCUCUGUCAGGACGUCCUGGGGAUCCCUGCGUCUCCAGGAACCAACAUGCCGGCGACCUUCGGUCACCUGGCGGGCGGCUACGACGCGCAGUACUACGGUUACCUGUGGAGCGAGGUGUUCUCCAUGGACAUGUUCUACGCUCGCUUCAAACAGGAGGGAAUCAUGAACCCCAAGGUGGGCAUGGACUACAGGAAGUGCAUCCUGCGGCCCGGUGGCUCCGAGGACGCCGCGGAGAUGCUGAGGAAGUUCCUCGGGCGGGAUCCCAAACAGGAAGCGUUCCUCCUGAGUAAAGGACUGACGGUGGAGCUGGACGCCGGCACGCCGUGUCCCUGCUGACCAAUCGCAGCAGCUGGCUCCGCCCCCCAGCAGGGACAACGGACUGAGGAGGUUUUCUAGAAAAACAAAAGUGUAAAAUGUGUCUGAACAUGAGCAAGAAAACAACGACACGUGAAUAAAAUGAUUUGAGGUGA